AUGCUGAUUCGGAACCCCUCUGUAGCCAUCUGGUUCAGCAUCUUCCUCGAGAGGCAUUGCCUCAUCGCGCCCGCCCAAAGUCGGACCGUCGGCGGCAGCAGCAGCAUGGCCCUGGAGGGCGCACGGGCGCGGCUGACGCCCCCGACGGACGCGGAGAUGACAGCGGCCCCGCCGCUGCGGAAGAAGGGUCGCGACGACGACGACAACGGCGGCGGCGGCAAGAGCUUGCGCGAGAUGGCUAAGACGAUGGGGCGCCUCGUGUUGGCGGAUUCCCGCGAGAUCCAGGCCACGGGCAAGUUGCACAACGCCCAGUCCACGGUGCUGCGCGAGAAGGUGAAGGCAGGGGAGCAGGUCGACUUCGAGAGCAGGGCCCCCCCACGCGCGGCGGCGUUCGCGGCGUCCGCGAAGCGGCGGGACACGGGCGGGAAUCUCAGCAAGCAGGAGUUGACGGACGGCUUCGCCAAUAUGUGGAAGGACGUACUCAUGACCUUCUCCCCGCAGCAGAUCGCGGCGCUGCUGCCGCACUUUCGGUGGAAGGCCCACAAGGGGAAGCCUACCAAUGGCAACAAAGACAAGGGCAAGGGCAAGGGCCUCGUCAUGCACGCGGUCGAGGUCACUCGCGCGCACGGGCCCAAGCUGGCGGCUCUCCUCGGAGAGGCGAUGCUGGACAUGAAGGCGGCGUACAAGGCGGGGGCGGCUCCUCCAGGCCCUCUUCAUCGGCAGCUCUCGAAGAUGAUCAACGACAUGUGA
This is a messenger RNA of Prorocentrum cordatum, 750 nucleotides long. Lineage: Eukaryota; Dinophyceae; Prorocentrales; Prorocentraceae. The record is from the annotation of a GenBank genome assembly.